GCCCGCCGCUGUGUGGGUGUCGGGCUGGCUGUGCGCAGAGGGGCGCGGCUCGCCGCUCCCACCUCCUCCGCGUCCCCAUCUCAGCAAUGACCCGGGCCGUGGCGCCACCGAGCUGAGACCCGGGAGCCGCGCCGCCACCGAGGAGGGCCCAAAAGGGUGACGGUGGAGCGAGCGGCGGCGCGGGGACCGCGACGGACGGACGGGCGGGGCUGCUGUUGCUGCUGCAGGGCAGGGCAGGGCAGGGCCCGGGAGACCGCCGGCAGCGGUUUGCCCGCGGAUCGCGGGCGCGGGUCUGUUCUGCCCGGCCCUGCCGGGCGCCCCGCCCCUGCACGCACAGCAGGCCCAGGCGAAGCGGCUGGGACGCCCCAGCCCAGCCGGAGCGCCACGGCAUCCGAACGGGAGCCGGAGCCCGAGCGGGACCGGAGCUGGAGCCGAAGCUGGAGCCGGCACUGCGGCGCACGGAGCGGAGCGCCGCAGCCAAGCCGAGUGAGUAGAGGGGCCUCCCCCCUCAAGAAGUCAGAGCUGUGCUCGUGGGCAGGCUGGCUCCGCUGUUCUGCUCCAAGGAUUACAUGUCCUUCAAACGCCCUUGCCCCUUAGCACGAUACAACCGUACCAGCUAUUUCUACCCCACCACGUUCUCCGAGAGCACUGAGCACAGCCACCUGCUGGUGUCUCCAGUGCUGGUGGCAAGCGCUGUCAUAGGUGUGGUCAUCACUCUCUCCUGCAUCACCAUCAUUGUGGGAAGCAUCAGAAGGGACAGACAGGCCCGGAUCCAGCGACACCACCAUCGUCACCGCCGCCAUCAUCACCAUCACCGCCACCGCAGGCGCCGACACCGAGAAUACGCAUCCGGAGGACACACACACAGCCGCUCCAGCCCCAGGAUGCCCUAUGCCUGCAGCCCUGCUGAGGACUGGCCACCGCCCUUGGACGUCAGCUCCGAGGGAGAUGUGGAUGUCACCGUGCUCUGGGAGCUGUACCCAGAUUCUCCACCAGGCUAUGAGGAAUGCAUGGGACCAGGGGCCACUCAGCUGUAUGUCCCCACGGAUGCACCACCACCCUACUCCAUGACUGACUCCUGUCCCAGGCUGAAUGGUGCCCUUGACUCAGACAGCGGCCAGAGCCGCAGCCACCGUCAACAAGAGCAGAGGACCCAGGGUCAGAGCGGCCUCCACACUGUCUCCAUGGACACGCUGCCACCUUACGAAGCUGUGUGUGGGACAGGCUCUCCAUCUGACCUGCUGCCAUUGCCAGGACCAGAACCACAGCUGAGUAACUCCCAGGGCUCACCCAUCCCAACCCAGGCUCCGAUGCCCAGCCCUGAAAGGAUUGUGUGGCCAAGCUUGUAAGUUCCGCUGGUGUUUCCAGGCUACCCUCUCUCCCCCAGGCAUACAGGUGCACACACAACCCAUGUACAUGCAUAUAUGUGACUAUCAGUAUAUACUGACAUACCCCCAAGUGCUUACACUGACACAUCCCACACAUAUGUAGACACCUGCAUAUGCACAGGUCCCACUACCACACAAACUCACCUGGGAAGUUUUUCUUUGGAUGAGGUGUUCCCUACAUGGUAUCUCCUCCUCCCCAGCCUGGUGCCUGGUGGCCGUGCCUCUCUGAACAGUGCUGGGCAGAGGUGAGAUAGGAAACCCUAUUUUCUAUCCUCUCCCCAGCCUCCUCUAGGCUAUGGCCACAAUCUGAUUCUCCUGCAGAGACUGCUUGGUCAGCUUCCUGCCAUAACUCCUACGCCAGGGCUUAUCCUACUGGGAGCUGAGACAGGUCCCAAUGAGGUCCCACUGUGCACUGUGCCUAUCUCUCAACUCCAGGGCUGAAGAGCCACAAUGUCACCGUCCUGCCACUUCUGAGGUGGGAGAAAAACAGGUCUGGUGGCUUAGGCAUGACCUGGAGGUCCUCACAGCCCAUUUAGCCUGUCUCGAUGUCCUCAGUUUGGCGGUGCUAGUGGGGUUAGCUCAGACACCCACCCUAAGUUUCAGGGGGAGACAGGCCCUUGGGCCUGUAUCAUGGAGGAACAACACAGUUCUUCUAAUGUCCGUGCCAGGAUUGAGAGAUCAAGAGAAACAAGGUGUGGGUAGCCCCCCCACACACAUAAUGCUUCCUAGACACCACUCAGAGGAGGCACAGAAGAGUCCACUACUCAGCCCAGCCAGCCCUGGUGGCCUGGGUCUAAGAGGUCUCAGACCAACCAAAAAGCCAGCGCUGUCAUCCAGGGUGGUAACUCCCAGCUGGGGACUGGGUUGAUGAAGUCUGGCCUUGCCUCUCCGGGAUAUACACAGAGACAACACACACACACACACACCACAAAAAAAAAAAAAAAAAAAAAAAAAACCCCCCCCCCCCCCCCCCAAAAAAAAAAAAAAAAAAAACUUCAUGUCACUAUGAGACCAGUGUCUGCUGCCAACAUCCCAUCACGGAAGCAGGUGUGUGGAGGCAGCCGGUUGGAGAUAGGCUCAGAUAUUAGCCUUUGAGCUCCAGCGAUGUGAUCUCCAUCGAAGACUAUAUAAGGUGACAAGGCCAUCUUUGAAGACCCAGCUUGCCAAAGCUAAGCACCUUUGAGGAGGGUCCCGUCAGCACUGCCGCUGGCAGGGAGUGAGACCUCCUGCCUCCCCGACUCCUACCUUCUGAUGGUCAUCCCAGAACAGCAGACCCAUCCCCACUGAACCCCUUACCACAUUCAACUCCUCCAAUGAAGGGCUAAGAAAAUUCAGCAAUCCCUUUCCUAAGCAGAGGGGUAGCACGGAUAGCUAUCUUGAUUUUUAUUUUCUAUAGAAAAAGCAUUUAUUCUGAUGCAGAGCCGAAAGGGCCCCAACCAACAGUUCUGUAGCAUUCGGGCAGCCCGGGAGGCGGCGGCUACGGGCUGCGGGUAGCACCCUAGAGUCCCAGGCCUCGGGGAGGGAACCUUGUUUACAAGCCCUUCUGCCCACCUUUGUGGUGUUCUGCUUUCUAGGAAAAAAUGUCUGUCUGUUGUACUGUCUAGCCUUUAAAACACCCCGGGGACGAGACUCUUUUUAAGAAAGGCAGCCUGUUUCUAGAGCUCUGGAAAGUGGUGGGGGCAGAAAAACAUCCCUGCCUACUCAACACGUCGGAGGGAUCUACAGAGCAGCUUUUUCUCCUUCCUAGGUUAGGCUGAAUAAGCAGCAAUGUAUCUUUUCUGUACUCAAAAUAAAUGCUCAUUAUCAACAAA
Mus caroli (Ryukyu mouse) is the source of this 3199-nucleotide messenger RNA. The record is from RefSeq and is a predicted model, not a curated record. Lineage: Eukaryota; Metazoa; Chordata; Mammalia; Rodentia; Muridae.